This is a messenger RNA of Poecilia reticulata (guppy), 860 nucleotides long. The record is from RefSeq and is a predicted model, not a curated record. NCBI's taxonomy places the organism in Eukaryota, Metazoa, Chordata, Actinopteri, Cyprinodontiformes, Poeciliidae.
GAGACAAGACAAAAUGUUCUCUCUCAGGGGUAUCAUUGCCCUUUUCCUUAUGAUCAACUCAAGUUAUGGAUCUGAAAUUAUCAAUGGGAGAGAAGUGGAGCCUCACUCGUUGCCCUACAUGGCUCUGCUGGUGUCAAACAAACCACACUGUGGGGGAAUAUUAAUUGAUCCAAACUGGGUUCUGACUGCUGCACACUGUGAAAGCAUUGAGACUGUGUUACUGGGGGUGCACUCCAUCAAAAAAGGGAAAAAAGAAAAAAUGUACCGGCAGGUCCGUAAGGUGAAGAAAAGUGUGUCUCAUAAUAAAUAUAAUAAAAAAACAGAAGUCCAUGAUCUCAUGUUGCUAAAGUUGGAUGAACCCGUGAAGGAAACCGAAUGGGUCAAAGUUCACCAGCUGAGCAGUGUUGUCAAAGACCCAGUAGCUGGCUCUGUCUGUCUGGUGGCUGGAUGGGGAGCAACCAACAAAACCAAAAUUAAAAUUAUGUCAGAUGUUUUGAUGUCUGCUAAAGUUACUGUGAUUAACAGAAAGAAGUGCAACUCUGCGGAACAUUAUGACAAUGACCCAUAUAUUACCAUGGAAAUGAUCUGUGCAGGGCCAGAUGGGAAGAAAAGUGAUGCCGACACCUGUCUGGGUGAUUCAGGAGGACCAAUAUUUUGUAAUAAUGUUCUAGUUGGAGUCACAUCUUUUGGGGGAUCCAAGACUGAGCCCUGUGGAUCAGUGAAGAGGCCUGGAGUUUACACUUUCCUAUCAAAAGUCCAUCUCAACUGGAUCAAGAACACAAUGAAUACCUCUGAAGCUGAAUAACUUUUCUGACGGAUGCAGUUACAUUUCUCUAACCUCUAUUUUCAUUCUUCCCUUU